AUGGGAGGAUACAUCUCGAAGUUUAGCGCUCUCAUUUGGUCGAAGAAAGAGAUCAGGAUAUUGAUUCUGGGGCUGGACAAUGCAGGAAAGACAACGUUGCUGUACAGAUUAAAGAUCGGAGAGGUUGUCACUACAAUACCUACCAUAGGCUUUAAUGUCGAGUCGGUCACAUACAAGAAUCUCAACUUCAAUGUUUGGGAUCUCGGAGGCCAAACCUCAAUUCGACCGUACUGGAGGUGCUACUAUGCCAACACCGCCGCCGUCAUCUUCGUUAUAGACUCGACCGAUAUCGACCGUCUCACGACCGCUUCCGAAGAAUUAUCUGCGAUGCUAAACGAGGAAGAGCUGCGGGACGCGGCGCUAUUGGUAUUUGCGAACAAGCAGGAUCAGCCAGGGGCAAAGGGCGCAGGCGAGAUUAGCGAGGCGCUGCGGUUAGGAGAGCUGAAAGAUCGGAACUGGAGUAUAGUCGCAUGCUCCGCUGUGGAUGGCCGAGGUGUCGAUGAGGGCAUGGAUUGGCUUGUGCAAACGGUCAACUCAGACCAGUAG
Molecule: messenger RNA, 546 nt
Organism: Didymosphaeria variabile
Lineage: Eukaryota; Fungi; Ascomycota; Dothideomycetes; Pleosporales; Didymosphaeriaceae
Gene: ARL1
Product: Arf GTPase arl1
Exons: 5
Coding region: 1-546 (181 amino acids)
Biological process (GO): vesicle-mediated transport; intracellular protein transport
Cellular component (GO): cytoplasm; Golgi apparatus
Molecular function (GO): GTPase activity; GTP binding
Source: RefSeq, a predicted model, not a curated record